Ruditapes philippinarum (Manila clam) is the source of this 5756-nucleotide messenger RNA. RefSeq lists its product as uncharacterized. The coding region runs from base 2723 to 4183 and encodes 486 amino acids. Gene Ontology annotation, biological process: regulation of apoptotic process; apoptotic process. The record is from RefSeq and is a predicted model, not a curated record. The transcript has 10 exons. Lineage: Eukaryota; Metazoa; Mollusca; Bivalvia; Venerida; Veneridae.
AUUGAAAAAAUGCUUGUCCGGAGCAAAACUUCCACAUGUAUGGAGGGAUUUCAAUAUUACUUGGCACAAAUGUUCACCAUUGUGAGGCGGAGUGUCGCGUGCAAGAUUCAGGUCCUUGCGGCCAAGGUCAAGGUCACACAUAGAGGUCAAAGUUCAGAUAAAAAUAUGAAGAUGUGUAUAUGGACCAUUUAGUCAUCAUUUAUUGAGGGAUUGUAACACAAAUGGUCAUUAUCAAGACUAUGGCUGUGAUACAUAUAAUUUAGGUCAAUAUAUACAAGGUCAAGGUCACUAAAGAUGAUGAAAUAUCCAGAUUUUGUAAAUAGAAUUUAAUCAAAGGGAGACAACAAAGUUAUUACUUUGUUCAUAAAUGACUUAAACAAUUACUCCCCUUGAUCUAUUUUCACUUUCAAUUCUAAAAAUAGAAUUUAAUCAAAGGGCAUGAAAUAAUCCUCUUUCUUGGACUUGAGUAUGUUCUAAAGAAUGUAACAUUUAUUUACACAUGUUUCAUUCAUUGGUCAAGAUUCUUAACUGUGAUAACUAUGGUGUUCUGUAGACUUGGUAUUUGUUCAUAAAGAUCAUACAGUAAUUACCUUAUCAAAUGUAAAUACUCUCUCAUAGAAAUUUAAUUAUAUUUUAAUUUUCAAGUAAAUAUCAGUUCAGCUCAUUCAAAGAUUAAGAAUUGUAAUGAAAUGUAUUUCCCUAGAAUAAAAUCUUAAAUCAGAAUUUUUUAGUUAUUAAAUUACAUGUACUUUUUAUACGCCCGUUUAAAAAAAGAUAAAAAUAUGAAGAUGUGUAUAGGGACGAUUUAAUCAUCAUUUAUUGAGGAUUGUAACACAAAUGGUCAUUAUAAUGACUACGGCUGUGACACAUGUACUUUAGGUCAAUAUAUGCAAGGUCAAGGUCACUAAAGAUGGUGAAAUAUCCAGAUUUUGUCUGGAGCAUAUCUCCUACAUGUAUGGAAGAAUUUUUAUAAUACUUUAUGGAAAUGUUCACCACCAUGAUAUGUAUUGCUCCAUGCAUGAUCCAGGUCUCCAGGUCAAAGGUCAAGGUCACACUUAGAGCUCAUUGAAAAACGCUUGUCCGGAGCAAAAUUUCUACAUUCAUAGGGGGUUUUCAAUAUAACUUGGCACAAAUGUUCAGCAUUGUGAGGCUGAGUGUCGCAUGCAAAAUUCAGAUCCCUGCGACCAAAGUCAAGGUUACACAUAGAGGUCAAAGUUCAGAUAAAAAUUUGAAGAUGGCUAUAGGGACCAUUUAGUCAUCAUUUAUUGAUGGAUUGUAGCACAAAUGGUAACUAUCAUGACUACAGGUGUUACACAUUUAAUUUAGGUUAAUAUUUGCAAGGUCAAGGUCACUGGAGAUGAUUAAAUAUCCAGAUGUUGUCCGGAGCAUAUUUUCUACAUGCAUGGAGGAAUUUUAAUGUUACUUUUAUACAAUUGUUCACCACCAUGAGACGUAGUGCCCUGCACAUAAACCAAGUCUCUAGGUCAAAGGUGAAGGUCACAGUUAGAGCUCAUAGAAAAACACUUGUCUGGAGCAAAACUUCUACAUGCAUAGAGGGAUUUCAAUAUAAUUUGGCACAAAUGUUCAUUAUUGUGAGGCUGAGUGCCGUGCAUAAAAUUCAGGUCCCUGCGACCAAGGUCAAGGUCACACAUUUUGUGCAUAUCUUCCCUAUUGAUUUGUUUUAAGGUUCAUUUAACAACACAGUGCCAAGAAUAAAAACUUGCUAGCUAGAUAAAACUUAUCCAUAAUGCCCCCAUCUCCAUCUAAAGCUUUUUCGUAAACGGGCGUAUUUUGUGACUAUGGCACCCUUGUUAUUCAAGUGAAAACAUAUUUCACAUGUGAAAUUUAGAAACAGAUGCAAGUGCAUGCAACAAAAUAAUAUUUGAAAUAAAAAAAUGACUAAAAAUAAUCUAAAUUACCAAAAAAAUUCUAUGAGUAGAAUAAUCUAAUGUCAUUUUACUUACUACGUAUAACAUGAUACUGCUCCAUUUCAAAUAAACUUUAAAAAAUGAAUCAAUUUUACUGUAAAAGAUUUUGAAGUACUGUAAGCAAUCAUGGGCCAAAAUAUUUUUUUUUAAAGAUUGGAGUACUUUGAAUAUUGAAUAAUAAUUUCCGAAGAUUAGCAAGCUAAAAGGUUCAAUGAUUAGAUUUUAAGAUACAUGAACAAUGCUAAAUAUUUGAGUGAAAGAUGCAUUCAGUGCUUAGUUAUCUAAAUACAAUGAUUACAGAUAUGAAAAUUGUUCAUUACUGCAGAAAAGACAAUUUAAGUCAUUCAAUUAUUAUCACUAUAAAAAACACAUUGCAAAACAGUUUCCAUAUCUCAGUUUUUCCUUUUUAGUUUGGGAUAAUGUCAUAAUCCGAACCGUCUGCCAUAUUGUUUACUUUUUACUCUGUCAAAAAACAAUUAAAUACUAACAAUAACAUUUAGCAUCUUGCAACCACGAUAAUGAAGUGUUCGAUUAGAUUGUCUGAACUAAAUGUAUAAAUCGAGCAAACCAUGAAGAAAUGGAAGUUGAAAAUGGGUCAAAUUGAAAGUUAAAAACAAGAAGAAAAUAUUGAAAAAAAGCCUGACUUUGAAAGCUGGCAGCAAUCACUUCCUAAAAAAAACUUUAUAGACCUCUGUGGGUUAAGAAGUUAUCUGUAUUCAACCUCUUGCUGUCUGUAGAAUUUGACAUUGUGUUUCAUUUCCAAUGUAGUUAAAACAAAGCAUUGAAAAGAUAAAAUGUCUAAUCGGCUGUUUAAGGUUUGGAACCACAGUAGGAUAAUUAAAAAAUUGGUUGUGGCUGGAUCGCUAGAAGAGUUGUUGCAAAAAGCUGCAGUUAAACUGGCCUUGAAUGGUGAGGUCAGAGCAGUGCUACAAAGUGAUGGCACUGAUAUUGAAGAUGAUGAAGUUUUAUCCCUGCUUCCCAAAGAUGAUGCUAUAAUGGUUCUUGAACUCAGUCAGCAGUGGGAAGAGACACCUACUGUUUUAACCAUACAUGCUGAAGAACAAAAGGAAACCAGGGAGACGCAGGAUCAAUCAGCGGGAACUUCCGUACAUCCAAGUCAAAUUGAAAUGGUCAACCAAAGUCAAAACCUGAUUGACAGGAAGCCAUCAUCUCAACUGCCCAACUUAUGUGAAUACAUCAAACAAAAGCUGUUGGCACAGGAGAGUCAUCUGGUAUGGACAAAGCUCAUACAAGAAUGUGCAUACUAUUACUUAGCUCAUUUACCUCGGAUAGGCCUUGACAACAGUUCUGGUGAUUACAGAGAAAUUGGACGGAAUAUGUAUGAUGCCUAUCCAGCCAUUGCACGUGAUGGAACUCAACCAUGGAGUUUCUUCACAAAAUGGCUGUCUCAAAAAAUAAGACGCAUCAGGUGGGACAACAAAAGGAGAAGUGUAACAACUAACACCAAGGCAGAAACAAAAAUGCCUUCACCCAAACGGUUUAGAGUUGGAACAUUAGAUGUGUCAGAGGAAUGUGACGAAGAAACAUAUUUGAGUCAUGUAAAGCAAAUGGUGCAGGAAGUGGAAAAAAAGGAACCUAAAAUUACCCAUAUGCAAACUCUACUGAAAGGGACUUUCAACCGCAGGAGACAAUGGAUACAACAAUUGCCUCAAGGGAGUGUAAAACCAAUUUUGGACAAGUUUCCAUGCUUCAAAGACCCUGUCUAUAUUAUGGCAGAAUUCAGGUAUAUACUUAAAAUCAAAAGUCUUGUGCCAGUUGUGAAGAGAUUUGAAGAUGUGUUCAGUGCAGUGUCUAGAUUGAUGAGCAAAAAUAUAGUACAGGUACAACAUGAUGACUCUAAAGUGGCAGUGCUGAAGGCUUUAGAAUCAGAAACAGCUUACAGAAAAGGAAAGGGCCAGAAGACUAAGCCUUUGAUGCAAAUAAUUAAGCUUGAAGAUGAUGGUAAUUUUGGGAGACUUCUUUCUUCUGCACCAGAGUCGGCACCAAAGUUGGUUGCAAUUGAGAAAGAUGAACAUAUUGUGAACAUGGCUAUUGUUUGUGAUGGUACACACAUUCUUCUAGAGACAGAUGAUUCAAUAGAGGCAGGAGGUGAGACACACACACACCAUCAACUUCAAAUUUUUGGCCAUAGCUGUGUUGAUUGGUUUGUAUUACCUUGCAGACCUAGAUUAUCCAAAGGCAUAUUCACAGGUGCUUGGGUUCCUUCAGCAAACUGUACAUCAGCAGCAGUUUGAUGGGCAUAAGAGCUAUGGAUUUGUUCAAUAUUUAAAGAGACUGAACAUGGAGAUGGAAAGAAAAGAAAAACAGCCAAUGUGACUUAAGUGAUCCAGCCAUCAUAAAGUGAAAAUUUGAACUUUACUUUCAUUUGGAUAAUUAUCAGUUUACACUGUUCAUUAUGUUUUACUGUUCAGCACUGAGAUAAGUCAAGCACGCUGUCUUACAUACACCUCUUGUUGGACUUGGGUUAAUAUUAUAGCAAUGUUGGAAAUUUGUGUGCAAUUUUAAGUACUUUCAUAGUUUAUUGUAGGAAUGGCAACAAAUGCUGUUUUGGUAUUUGAAUAUUUGUAUGGAGCAUUCAAAUGUAAUCCAAUAUUUGAAUAUUCGUAUAAGAAUUUUAUUGCAUCCAAAUUUGUAUUAUGUCCAUUACCAAUGCACUUUGAUCAAUAAGUUUUCCUGUUGAAUUGAGAAUUUUUAUGCUCUUUUGAGAGUCGUUAAUGAUGCCUUAGUAUAUAACUAUUCACAAUAUUCAUCAUAAGUAUUUUUGAAGAACUGAUUUCAUUAAUUAGAUGUGAUAUUUGCCAGCUGAAGGCAUUAUUGAGUGGUGAACAUCUCAUAUUUAAUGACUAGUAAAUCCAUAAUUAUUUUAUCCUUUGUUGAAUUUUGAAAAUAUGUACAAUAAUAAAUGUAAUUUUAUUUUAACUGGAGAUUAUAAUGCUAGAGUUGGGGAAAGAUUAGAUUAUGUUGAAGAAUCUUACCAUAUUUUACAUGUUUUUUUACCAGAAGAUUAUAUAUAAGAUGAAAUAUUGUCUUAAAACUGUGAAUGAAUUUUGAAAGUUAUUGUUAGAGUUUUGUAAAGCUUCUGGUGUUAGAAUAUUAAAUGGCAGAUGUUAUGAAGAUAAUAAUGUGGGUAAAUAUACAUGCAUUAAUACACAAGGCAGCAGUGUAAUAAACUAUGUUUUAUGUAGAAUAGAUUUGAUGCAAUUUAUUUCACACUUUGAAUUAAGUGACCAAAAUGUUUUGUCUGAUCAUUGCUAUGUGCACUUUAAUCUAAAAUCUUGUAAAAUAUUUGAAAAUGAAGAUAAAACUGAAACUGAUUAUUCAAAUAUACCUUACACUUAUAAAUGGGAAAACAGUAAAAGGAAUUGUAUAUUAGUAGUUUAGGUAGUAAUAGUGUUAUGAAUGAAUUUGUAAAUGUAUGUCAAACUGUUGAUGAUGCUGUAAGUAGCCAUGAAAUAGAUCAAUCUUUGACAAAUUUCUGUAAUACAUGUAAUAUAUUAGAAAAUGUAUGUAAUCCAUUAUUUAAAAGAAAUGUUACAAAUAACAUUAGUUCUAACAUAAGAAAAAAAAUGUAUAUUAUGAUAAUGAUUGUAAAGAUCUAAAAAAACAUAUUGUAGAUGUCUGAAUAUUUGGAGAAAUAAUAAAUGUGAUGAAACAAGGGCAGAAAUGGUACAAGCUCAUAUUAAUUAUAAAAAUACUUUUAGGAAAAAUAAAUUUAUUUAUGAUAAGGAACAAACACACAGAUUAGAAAAUGCUAGACUUUGUAAUGCUAGGUUAUUAUUAUAUACUGGAAAAUGUUAAAAAGGCACU